Molecule: messenger RNA, 3249 nt
Organism: Cinara cedri
Lineage: Eukaryota; Metazoa; Arthropoda; Insecta; Hemiptera; Aphididae
Source: the annotation of a GenBank genome assembly
AGGUGUUAUUCAUUCGAGUAGAGCUGCCUGUCCGCAGACAUCCUGUUUAAAUAGUUUCUAUUAUUUUAAGUUAAAACCAUGGCUAGGAUUAUACUUUCGUUUUUUGUAAUUAUUCUCAGUAUUUACUUAACAGAACAAACCUACUUUUUAAAACAAGAAUACAUCGACAAUAUUAAUCAUGUUGCAUCAACAUGGAAAGUAAGUAAUUGUAACUAGGUAAAUAUAAGUAUUUAGAAUAUAUACCUAGUUCCUAAAAAAAUAAUUCUAUAAUAAUAAAUAAUUUUUCAUAAUAUACAAUGACUUAAAUGUAUACGUAUAUUUGUUUAAAAAUGUUUUAUCAAAAAAUAUGUUUAAAAUGUUUAGGUAUGGUGGUAUAAUGCAGUGUAUAAUAAAUUAAAUUUAUAUUAUACUAGGACUGUUAAUUUAUUCCCGCUCCUCAUAUUCUAUCCCCCAUAUUGUUUUUAAGUUAUUGAAUACUUAAACGAAUAUAUUUAGUAUUUAAAAAUAACAAACUAUAUUAAGUUUUUAAUUUACUUUAUUUAUUUAUUCUUAUAAAUAACAAAAUCUCAUAGCAUAUUACGUCUACUUAAGAUAGUGUAUAAUCUUUUAUACAAUAUGUGGAGAGCCGGCCUUAAGUUGUAGCGAAGCCUGGAGCAAUUUUUUUUUCAGAGGAGGCCUAAGAAUUUUUUAUGUAUGUAAUAAGUAUUACAUUAUGUGUAAUGUAUUUACAUAAUUUAGUCUUUUUAUUAUUUUUUUUUUUUGAAAUUAAAUAAUUAACAAUACGUCAUUAUUAAAAUUCUCGUUUUUAAAUUUUAUUAGUUUUUAACAGUCUUUAGUUACUAUAAUUAUUACAAAUUAUUCAUAUAAUAAUUAAUAAUAUAAUGUAAUUUAUCAUUACAAAUUGAUCGUAGAAAUAUUGAAUGUUAAAUUAUUACUAUAUUCUACAAAAAGUUUACUUUUCUUUUUUUACUUCGCAAAUUCAUGUAUUACAUGCAGUUUAAGUUUGAACCUUUAUUUUUUUCAAAGAUAAUUUUAGUGAAGUUAUUCUUUAUUGAUAAAUGGAUUCUGAAAAUCUUUUAUGAAUUACAAUAUUUCAAUUGAUUUAUUAAUUUCUUCAGGCAUUAUUUGUCUGAGAAUUUUUAACUCAGAAAAAAGUUUUUGAUAAAAUUCUAAGAGAAAUAAAAUAGCCAGGCCAAAUAAGUAGUUUUGUAUCAACAAGAUAUAAAUAGGUAUCAUAAAUGUACUGUUCUGUGGUAAAAUUAAAAUUAUUGAUAUUAUAUCGUGGCAUUGAGUAAUAAGACGUUAACUAGUAAUGUACCUAAGUAAAUAUUAGUAAAAUUAACUUUUACUACAAAACUAGGGAAAUUUGAAUUGAAUAAUAAUUGCGUAAUAUAUCACUAUUCAUUUCAACGUGAAGUUCACAGUUUGUAAAAUAUAAUAUUAGAAUGCAGUGUUUAAUUUUAUUAACGUUGGGCCCAAAUUUUCAUAUACAUUUAAAAGGCCCGAGAGAGAGGCCCUAAAGUCUAAGGCCGGUUUUGAAUUUGUAUGAGCAAUAUGAGUAGGCAUUCAGCCCAUACGGGAUAUUAUAUCAAUUUUUACCUCCAAGUACAAAAUACAUUUAGUAUUUUUGAAAAAAUAGUAGAUAAUUUGUUUUUACCUUUAGAUACAAUUUAAAUGAUUUUAAUAUUAUUUAUUUUUAACAAAAUAUUAUAAGUACAUUAUUAUAUGUUUUUUUUUUUUUUGAAAAUGCUAUAAAGGAAAUUUAAUACUUAAUACUUAAAAUUAAAAAUGCCAGUAAAUAUAAUCUAAAAUACUGCCCAUCAUCCAAAGGGUAAUAGCAUUUCUCAAUCAAGUUUGAUGAUCAUCGUCUUUCAAUAUAUAUUUGCUAUAUUUAUAAUUGUUAAUGUCUAUUUGUUGUAGGCUGGUAUGAAUUUCGAUCCGGACACAUCAGAAGAAUAUCUUACAGGACUAUUGGGAUCUAAAGGUGUUGUACGAGAUGUCUCUAAAAUAAAAAGCAGACUUAAAACACAUGAUUCAGCAUAUAAGACUAAUAUGAAAAUCCCAAAAUAUUUUGACUCGAGAUUAUUUUGGCGCCAUUGUACAACUAUAGGCGAAGUUCGUGAUCAAGGAAAUUGUGGUUCGUGUUGGGUGAGUACUGAGUUUAUAUUUUAAUAAUAGUAGAAGCACUUCCAAAACAUAUAAUAUUAUUUAUUUUAUUGUAAAAUGUAUAGGCAUUUGGUACUACUGGAGCGUUCGCUGACAGAUUGUGUAUAGCGACCAACGGAGAAUUUAAUCAACUCAUAUCUGCCGAAGAAUUAGCGUUUUGUUGUCAUUUAUGUGGUAACGGAUGUAACGGAGGUUAUCCAAUCAAGGCUUGGACUUAUUUCAAAUACCACGGCAUAGUAUCAGGAGGAAAUUACAAUACAACCGAUGUAAAUAACAUUUUAUUUACUUUAAAACAUUCAAAACACAUCUUUUUCUAUAUUAGGGAUGUCAACCGUAUAAAAUAUCACCAUGUCUACAUCAUGAAGAAGGGGAAACUGCUUGCGAUAAAAGACCGAUGGCUAAGAAUCAGAAAUGCAUUAAAACUUGUUACGGCGACAAUUCGCUUGACUACUCCAAUGAUCACAAAUAUAGUAAUUAAUUAUUCACAGUUAUAAUGAUUAAAAUUAAUAAUUUAUCAAUACGUUUAUAAUAUUUUGUCCGUGAAUGUAGCUAGAGACGCAUAUAAUCUGGCUUAUGAAACUAUUCAAAAAGACAUAAUAGCCUACGGACCGAUUGAAGCAUCGUUUGAUGUAUACGAUGAUUUUUUUAAUUACAAAAGUGGUUAGUUUACUAAUACAAUAUUAAUAGUAUAAUGUUCAUUUAUAAUAUAUAUUUUAAGAAUAUUCUUUUUUCAACAGGAGUUUACGUAAAGAGCGAAAACGCAACAUAUAAAGGAGGACAUGCAGUCAAAUUGAUCGGAUGGGGUGUUGAGCAUGGUGUAGAUUACUGGCUGUUGGUUAAUUCAUGGGGUUAUAAAUGGGGAAACAAUGGACUUUUCAAAAUUCGCAGAGGUACAAAUGAAUGCGAAAUUGACGAUUCUACUACCGGAGGUGUUCCUGUCGUCUAAAAACAUUGAAUUAUUGUCUAUUAUAUUUUUUUACACCACCUGUCUAAAAAUAUCGUAUGUUAAUACUUUAUUGUUGAUAUUAUCAUUGUAGCUUAUUGUAAAUGUAAAAAUAUAUAUUAUUUUAUUUAUAUAAUCAU